Messenger RNA from Canariomyces notabilis, 1647 nucleotides. RefSeq lists its product as uncharacterized. The transcript has a single exon. The coding region runs from base 1 to 1647 and encodes 548 amino acids. The record is from RefSeq and is a predicted model, not a curated record. NCBI's taxonomy places the organism in Eukaryota, Fungi, Ascomycota, Sordariomycetes, Sordariales, Chaetomiaceae.
AUGUCUGCAGCCGUCGAUCUCGCCCCUCUCGAGUUUGGCCGUCAUCCCCUGCUGGACGGUAUGGCUCGACCUCAUCACCACAACUAUCAUGACCCAUAUUCCCUCCGGCAUGGGCACUAUGCCCAGGAACAGCAGCUUCAAACAGCCCAAGCCACUCCGCUGCCGCGGCUGCCUCCAAUGGCUACAAUGAUUUCAGCGGCAGGAGGUUCGAGCCAUUCGCCUGUGCUUCCCAAUGGCCGCGACGCUCCGUUGUCAAGCGGGAAACCGAGCUACUACUCGGACUACGCGACCCCUUCGCCUGUUGGGCAGACGCCGCCUCAGCUUCCAGCCUUAAGCAGCGAUGUCCAGGCCAUGUCAAGGCGGACAAUCGACCUCCGGCGGUCCCCAGCCCUGUCAUCAACAGCCAGCGAGAGGUCGUCCGAUGAGGUGUCUCAGGAACUACGACUGAGGCAACUAAGCAGCUUUCAGGAGCAACAACAACAUCACAACAACCUUCCCCAGAGUCAACAAGCCCAGAUACCUCGCCCCUACUUCCACCAGCCAUCUCCGCGGGCAAGGGCGGACUCCUUUCAGCAGCCAGACGCCGCCCUCGCGCCAACAAUAUUUAAAGGGCCGUCGUAUUCACCCUCGAUAGUACCAAACGGCCGCCCUCACCCUUACCACCAGCAACAACAACAACAACAACAACAAACACCACACCCGCUUCGGAGCCCACCCACCACGCAAGCCAGUGUUUCGCCACGGCAAGAAGCCAAAUCCAUGAGCAUCUCCAACCUCCUGACCUCCGACGGCAACGCUGCCGCUGCCGCUGCCGCUGCGACAAUCACCACUGCAACAGCCACCAGCACGACAGCAGCCAGCUCCUCACCUCGGCCAGCCACCUCCCUAACCACACCGCAACAAGCGCCCCGGCCGCCGCCGCUCGCCCACCCGGAUCCAACUACCUCCUCGUACAGGAUCACAGUCCGCCAACAGCCCUUCGCGGCGCGGUCAUGCGGGUUCGGCGAGCGCGACCGGCGUGUUAUCGACCCGCCGCCGAUCGUGCAGCUGAGCAUCCACGACCCCGGGCUGGCGGCCGACGAGGUGUCGCGGCAGCUGCGGCACCAGUUCUCGGUGGUUCACUGCUCCAUCUGGGACGAGAAGGGCACCCGCGACAUGUCAAGCAUGCCCGAGGACUUUCGGCAGCAGCGGCGGCUGAUGGGCACGCUCGUGGCAUCCCCUUUUGUCGGGCAGGACGAGCACGGCGCCGAGGGGUGUUUUUUCUGCUUCCCCGACCUGUCGUGCCGGACGCCGGGGUCGUUUAGACUGAAAUUUGCGCUGGUGGUGCUUGAUCCUAGGCGGAUGCAUAUGGGUGAGCGGAGUGCGAUUGUGGCUACGGCUAUGAGUGAUGUGUUUCAGGUGUAUAAUGCAAAGGAUUUCCCUGGUAUGAAGGCCAGUACGCUGCUUACAAAGAGGUUGAAGGAGCAGGGAUGCUUGAUUAGUAUCAAGAAAGGGAAUGAGAAGAGGGAGGGGAGUCAUGGUGGGAAGGGUAAGGGAGGAGGAGGAGGAGCAGAGGAGGAUGACCUGGAUGAGGAUGACGAGGAAGAUGAGGGCGGUGAGGCUGAGAUCAAGAGUCGGCCGAGGAAGCGGCUCAGAAGGAGUGGCUGA